CACAGCCAGACAGGGUUGGAUGACUGUACACUUGCGAUACCAUCCUCAACUGCUGGUUAUGAUCUGUACUCAGACAACAAGAGAAGACAGAGUGCACUUUUUCUGAACAACUAUUACACUGUUCUACAUUGAAUCUACUGCUGCGAUAUCCAUCAUAGACUGACUCAUCUAUUUCCGUGCCCGCCCGCCCGCCGUUGUCUCUUCUUCUGAUUCAAAUCUUGCUACUCAUCCUUCUUUUUUUAUACUUCCCUCUCAUCUCACCCGGUUCACGCCUUUCCAUUGAUCUGGUUUGACAUCCCCCUUUCAUCCACCCUCAUCCCAUCUUCCGUCCAUACCACUGCACAACUCUGUAUCCGAACUGUGUUGUGCUCACGCCUUCCUCUUCAGUACUUCGGCCCGGCGCCCUCUAGAUGACCACCAUCGACGAGGAAGCCAUGGACGAGUUCUUCAACUUUGACGAUGCCGCCCAUCCAUUGGAUGUCGGCAUUGACCCCAAUGCCAUGGACUUUAGUCAUCUAUCGGACAUGGCAGCCGGCCCAUACGACAUUGAUCUAGCCUUUGCUACACAGACAGACGACGAGAACCACUUUACAUGUCUUCAACAUUUCUCGGCGCCAGAGGACCAUCUUUCUCUUCACGUCAACGCCCUUCCCGAGACUGGAAAUGGGACCGAGACUGCCAUGCAGGAUACCACCAUGAUGGGUCCCGCCGAUUUCAUGGAUUUUCCCAGAUGGAUCGACGGUAUGGACGUCCCAGCUCGUUCGUGCUCUUACUGCCAGCGUAUGCGUCUCCAUUGCAAAGUCAUUAAAGAAGGUCUCCGGAAGGGCUCAUGUACGAGUUGUGUUGCACUAGACCAUUCCUGUAGCUUGACACAUCCCGAGGCCUCGAUCAAGAACAACCGCGGCGGGGGCUUUUGUGUUCCUAAGACCGUGAACGAUACUGAAGACGCUACGCCGGAAGCUUGUGAGCAUUGCUUCAAGCAAGGCAUGGAGUGUAAGGUUAUCAGAGAGGGAAGUCAUAUUGGAUCGUGUAUGGAUUGUGUGACGUAUGCCCGCGAAUGCAAGGCGAGACCGAAGGACUUCCUCUCCGCUUGGGACCUGGAAGAACUUAUGGAAUUGAACCAGAAGAAUCAGAGUCGUCAAUGUCAUAGCUCACUCCCAAAUAGUAGGUCGGGUUCAACAGGCAAUCUCGUGUCUCUCAGAUCAUCAGAAGAGAACAUCAAUGCCGAAUUCGCUGAGAUCGCUCCUAAAGUCGGUCCAAGGUUUUCUCGAGAAUCGAUACGGAUCCUUCGAGGCUGGCUAUCAACCCAUCACGCACACCCUUAUCCAACUGAUGAGGAGAAAGAGUCUCUCAUCCGGCAGACUGGUCUAAACAAGACCCAGAUCACCAACUGGCUUGCGAACGCUCGUCGUCGGGGUAAAGUCAGGCCACCACGCUCCACCUCUCCCAGCGUCAACAACUACUCGAAUGCGAUGGACAUUCCUAGACGAGCGACACCCGCAUUAGAAAACAUGAAUCCCCUGGAAAGAUGGAAAAACUCUCCUCCCGAAAACGAACCUGCUUCCGUCACUGCUAUUGCCAAAGCCGUCACUGCAUCAACAUACUCAUCUGGUCUGGCCAGUCCUUCACUCAGCUAUGGACAAACGGACGAUGGAUCAAAUCGCUCCAUUUGUAAUGUUUCUUCUACGAGCAGUUUGGGGACUUCUCACUCUAGCGGCGGUUCAUUCGCUUCCGCGUUCUCUCAUAAAUCUCGAGGCUCAUAUGGCUCUUUCGGUUCAUUCGGAAACAGAGGACGACGUCGUCGCCGUCGUCAAGCUCCGAAGCCCGUCACAGUCAACCCCGCCCAAGGUCCACCCCGUGCUUUCCAGUGUACGUUUUGCACGGAAACUUUCAAAACUAAACAUGACUGGCAGAGGCACGAGAAAUCGUUACAUUUGUCAUUAGAGCGGUGGGUAUGCUCGCCAGAUGGACCGACACAGUACUGUGCAGAUUACGGACACAACCGCUGUGUCUACUGCGGUCUUUCUAACCCGCCCCUGGAUCACGCUGAAGUUCACAAUCAUUCCAGUUGCGCUGAGCGAUCACUAGAAGAGCGAACGUUCUACAGGAAAGACCAUCUCCGCCAACACUUGAAUCUAGUCCACGAUGUCAAAUUCCAAUCUUUUUCCAUGGAGACAUGGAAAGUGGCCACACCCGAAAUCCGUUCUAGGUGUGGUUUUUGCGGCAUAGUGAUGGAUUCGUGGACGAUCAGAGUUGACCAUCUUGCUGAGCAUUUCAAAGGCGGUAAAUCUAUGGCUGACUGGAAGGGCGACUGGGGUUUCGAACCACAAGUUUUGGACAUUAUUGAAAACGGAAUGCCUCCAUAUCUUAUUCACGAUGAGCGUAAUAGCAUGAAUCCAUUCGAGGCUACGAAGGAGAAGACCAAGGACGCAAACGAGAAAAGUCUCGAAGAUUACGUCAAAAUUGGACUGGUGGAAUAUGUUCAUGAUGCGGUCUUGAGAGGAGGCGUGCCAACGGAUGCAGAUCUUCUUGUUGAGGCUCGCAAGAUCGUCCACAAGGUAGAUGACGUUGCUUUUGGAAAACAUCCUGAAGGCUCUUGGUUCAGAGAUCUCAUUCUCCUGUCUGGAACAACAGAAGAAGAGAUGCCCGAACGACCUGGCUCACCAAAUUACUCUUGUAUCAAGGGAGUCGAGCUAGUCAACGCUCAGGUGGCUCCAGAGUCUGCACAUGUUGCACUCUCUACUUGCAUCAAGCAAAGAUCGUUGAUGAAAUUCGUUGAGAGCAAGCUGGCUUUGGGCCUAACGCCCACUGAUAGCGAGCUGCAGGCCGAAUGCUGCAAAAUUCUCGAUGAUAUUGAAAAACAGUCGAGUGUUCAGAGCAAGCCUGCUGUCGCUUGGUUCAAGUUUCUAAUCAAUCAAUCGGCUUGUUGGCUUAGGGGCUUUCGAAGAAGGGCUGGACUGCCAAGAAGUUCCGAGAUACUGUCUGAGCAGAUCAGGUCCUUGGAUGACAAGAGUAUCGAUUACAGCAUCCACAACCACGCGAGAUUGGUGCACGAACUGAAAGAUUGGGUUCGUUUCCAAGUGUCCCUGGGAACUUACCCGAGUGAUGUGGAGCUUCAGAAUCAAGCACGAAUGAUCGUGUUCAAGAAUGAUGAUCCGUGGAACCAAACAGCUAUCGACGACCCAUCGAUUCUCCACCAAUUCAAACAACAAGCUGGACUCGUAACCAUGGGCGACUUUGCUUCCCAAGGACUUAAUAUGCCUGUCCUAACCGAAGUCAGUGAGGGAUCCCAACCAUCUCCAAAGGCUCUUCACUGGGAUUUGGACAGCACUGGAAUGACUCUGCCAUCGCCUGGAAGUGGGGAGUCAACAGGGUCAACACACACUCCUGUCGAUGCACCUCUCCACACACUCAUUCAAAACCAGCCCUCUACGAAUACCAAUCCAACACAGCCGCUCAAGUACUUCUUGAAUGAUGCAAACUGUUAUGGGAGAUUGGCUCGAGAGUUGACUCGAUUUGUAACGACUUGCAUGUCACCCAACAACCCAAAUCAACAUCUUCCAUCCGACGCCGAAAUACAAAAUCAAGCUCGCUGGGUAAUCUAUGACGAUGACGACCCCUGGAACCAAACAGCAGCCGACAACGCCGAAUGGCUCAUCCGCUUCAAACGCGACGUUGGACUCUCCCCUUCCGACGGCCCCGGCCUCCCCAGCUCCCACCCAUCAUGGCGCAUCGCCGAUGGUGGCACUGGUUUCGCUCCACCCUUCCUCAUGCCCCAAGUCCUCCCCCCAUCCGACAAAUUCUCCACCGACAUCCCCGUCACCAUCGACCACAAAACCUACAACAUCAAAGCCAAGACGGCCCAGAAAUUUGUCAAGGGCCUCUCUCAGCGCUGGCAGAAACCUGCACAGGUCUUCUGCUCCCGCGAUCUCGAAUCCAGUCUCAGCGCUUUCGUGCAGGCCGAACUCGCUGCUGGGCAUUGUCCUACAGAUGAUGAGCUGCGCGCCAAGGCGAGAACGAUUCUGGGGAUGGAGAACACGGCUGCGGAUGAUGUCGAGCUGUUGAGAAAGUUUAAGGCUAUGCAUGGCAUUACGAGCACGAGUAUUGGGCUUCUGGGAGGUGGUGGCAUGCCCAUGGCGGUGAUGGAUGAUGAGUUCCUGGCUGAGUUCGACAAUGAGUUGAGCGGCAUGGACUUGACCACUGUUGACUUUUCGGGGUCGAAUUCGCUGUCACAUUCACAUUCAAAUUCCAACAGCAACUCGAAUUCUAGCUCUGGUGGAGCAAGUCCGGAGUUCUCCAUCCCUCAGAUGCAACAGCCCCAGCCGAUUUCGAACCUCUCCGCACAACUCCAAUCCCAGUCUCACUCCUCCUCACCUUCUCCCCCCCAAUUCCAGACCCAGAACCAGACACACUCUCCGAAUCAAUCACAACCAACGCUCCACCAACCCACUCCCCGCAGCAAGGGCGACGGCCCAGCAAUCGACUACGCUGAACUGUACCGCGUGCAUGCCGCCACUGCUAGCCCUUUAAGAAGACGAGCGAGUGCCAAGAUGGCUGCGAGGAAUGGGUUUGUUCUUGGAGGUGGCACUGGGAGUGUCGAUAGAGUCGGGAAUGGGAGCGCGAGUGGGAGUGCGAGUGGGAGUGGUAGUGGGAGUGGGACGCUGGAAGGUGUUGGCGAGGAGUUUGUAGAGGAGUUUGGGGAGGGGAGUGGGAUGUUGCUUUGAAUGGCAAACAAAUCCAUCCAUUGCAAGUGCCAUUCCUCUGCGAAGAUUUGAGGGACUUGCCUUCUUUCUUUCUUGAUGACUUUUCCUACGUGGGCGGCAGUUUCUGCUUUUUCUCUGCUGAGAUGAUUGGGUUUGGGUUUGGGUUUGGGUUUGGGUUCAAUUCGAAUUGAUGUAUGCGAGAGGAGAAGGCAAGAACAAGCAGGAGCUGGAGCAGGAGCAGGAGCAGGAGCAGUAAUGAAAAAAAAGGAGGGGAGAAAAUAAAACUAGUCCUUUUUCUUUUUCUUUUUCUUUUUCUUUUUCUUUUUCUUUUUCUUUCUUUUAACUAUUUCGGAUAUUGGGAUAGUAGGGUCUGUUUUUUGGGUGGAGGGAACAGAACCAGGGAACCAGGCAUGGCGUUUAUGUAUGUUUCCUUUUUCCUUUUUUGGGGGGGUGGGUCAACCCAGGAUUGAGAUGUUAAGUUAUGUUUUCUUCAGAUAGUUGCGUUAAGCUAAGUUAAGUUAAGCGAGAUUCUAUGUUUUUGUUGACGUAUGAAAAUGAAAAGGAGAGAAGAGGAAAGAAGAUAAGGGAAGAGAAGAGAAGAGAAGAGAAGAGAAGAGAAGAGAA
Messenger RNA from Cadophora gregata, 5327 nucleotides. RefSeq lists its product as uncharacterized. The record is from RefSeq and is a predicted model, not a curated record. Gene Ontology annotation, molecular function: DNA binding. Lineage: Eukaryota; Fungi; Ascomycota; Leotiomycetes; Helotiales; Ploettnerulaceae. The transcript is spliced from 3 exons. Gene Ontology annotation, biological process: regulation of DNA-templated transcription. Bases 411 to 4724 code for a protein of 1437 amino acids.